AGAGAUUUUAGGAAAUUGUGGAGUCUUCAGGCCAAAGUGCACCUGUGGCCGGUUGAGUUUUUAGCCAGAUCUUGGUGUGAAGUUGCAGGAAAGUGUCUGAUGAGCGUCCCGGGACGAGCUCUGUGAUCAUGGCUCAAACUCUGAGCUUCUCCUGGAUCUUCAUCUUUCUGCUCUUCUUCGCUGGACUUCAGGGUGAUCGUGGUGGGCAAAACCACAGCAGGCAAAAAAGAGCAAUCAGUAGCGAGCAGCCUCGUAUGAUUUCUGAAAACGGUCACCUCACUUUCUCUGCUGGUUACAACAAAGACAUUCGCUUCACUACCUCAGGAACAGGAAGUCUGAAAGUGGGCGCAGAAGACCUCAUCCUGCAGAUAAACCAGAUCAAAAAGAACAAAGAGGACAUCGACACCAUCAAAAACAGCGGCCCGUCUGAGGAUAUCAAAAACCAGCUUCAUCUGCUUGACACCAGAGUCACCACACUGGAGUCAAAAGUCCAGAGCAUUGAACAGACUGUCCAGCGAAAGACGUGCAGCAGUAACCCAUGCCAGAACACAGGAACCUGCUUGAACCUGCUGGAUGCUUUUCAUUGCCUCUGUCCUGACAACUGGCAGGGUCCUACAUGUGCUGUGGAUGUGAAUGAGUGUCAGGUGUUGGCAGGAACUCCACUCGGAUGUCAGAAUGGAGCCACAUGUAACAACACUCCUGGAUCCUACACGUGUACCUGUACUCCAGAAUGGUACGGUCCACACUGUACAUCUCGCUAUGAUGACUGUGCUGGUGGAAGUCAAGAUCUGUGUGUUCACGGCCUCUGCAUUGAUUCUGACAGAGUCAAUCCCAAUGAGCCCAAGUAUAAGUGUAUCUGUGAUGCUGGCUGGACGUCUCCACCCGGAGUGGCUGCGUGCACCGCCGAUAUUGAUGAGUGCAGUCUUCCCACCAAACCCUGCUCCACAAACCCUCCCGUGGAGUGUUUCAACACGCUGGGUUCCUUUUACUGCGGGGCCUGUCCUUCAGGAUGGCAGGGUAACGGUUACAGCUGCCAGGAUGUCGAUGAAUGUGCCACAAACAAUGGAGGCUGUUCUACUUCCCCUUUUGUGCCUUGUCUCAACACUAUGGGCUCCUUCCACUGCGGACAGUGUCCUCCAGGCUAUGAGGGAGACGGGAAGACUUGCACUCAAGCUGACAUCUGCUCCACCAACAAUGGAGGAUGUUUUCCACUGGCUACCUGCACUUCAACUCCAGGAAGCACUAUCCCAUUAUGCACCUGUCCUCCUGGUUAUGUUGGUAACGGCUACGGACCCACAGGCUGUACUCAGAUCAGUGACAUUUGUGGCACUAGUAACCCUUGCGUCAAUGGUCAAUGUGAGAAUACAGCCACUGGUUAUGUCUGCCACUGUGAUCCAGGCUGGGCAGGUCAGAACUGCGAUCAGAACAUGAACGAAUGCUCCAGCAAUCCCUGCCAGAAUGGAGGAACCUGCACUGAUGGCAUCAAUGGCUACACCUGUACCUGCACAGCACAGUGGACCGGCCCGCAGUGCCAGACUCCACAGCAAGAGUGUGGAGGAAUUCUAGAAAGUCCAGCCGGCACCUUCAGCUACCCUAAUAAUCCAGGAACCGGUGAUUAUGAUCACCAGGUCAGCUGUGCCUGGGUCAUCAGAACUGACCCAAACCAGAUUCUCCGGAUCACCUUCCCUUUUUUCGACAUUGAGAACAGCGCCUCCUGCAACUUUGAUUUCCUGCAAGUCCAUGAUGGCGAAAGCGCUUCGGCUUUUGUGAUUGGAAAAUACUGUGGCAGCGCCGCACCAGCCGAACUCUUCAGCUCCCACAAUUCUCUGUACUUCUGGUUUCGCUCCGAUCAUUCAGUCAGUGCUGGCGGCUUCACUGUGGCCUGGCAAUCGCAAGCACCAGUGUGUGGAGGACAGUUGACCAACACAUACGGGGACAUCAAGUCUCCCGGUUACCCAGGUAACUAUCCACCAAACCGGGACUGUUAUUGGACGGUGAAUGUGAACCCCGGUCUGCUCAUCACAUUCGCUUUUGGCACUCUCAGCCUGGAGCAUCACGAUAACUGUAACUUUGACUUCCUGGAGAUCAGAGAUGGACUGCUCCCUGAAGACUCUCUUCUGGGAAAAUACUGCAGUACAGCAUCACCACCACCUCUACAGACCACGGGACCUUCGGCCUGGAUCCACUUUCACUCAGAUUUCAGCAUCAGCGAUCGUGGAUUUCACAUCACGUACACUACUUCACCAUCUGAUCCGGGCUGCGGGGGCGUCUUUACAGAGACCGAGGGUAUCAUCAUCUCUCCUAACUGGCCUAAUAACUAUGCUCACAACAGACAGUGCAUUUAUAUCAUCAGAAUGCCACGCAGUGAACAGGUGGCUCUCAACUUCACCCACAUGGACCUGGAGAUUCAUACCGGCUGUCUUUUUGACUUUGUGGAGGUCCGAGACGGGACGGGUGAGACAGACCCACUGAUUGGGAAGUACUGUGGAAACACCCUGCCAGCACCGAUAUUGUCCACCACUAAUGGGCUCUGGAUCCGUUUCCAGUCGGACAGCUCUGUGUCCCGUGCUGGCUUUAGGGCCAUGUAUGAACUUGCUUGUGGAGGAACCCUGUCCGGAACUGGUCAGAUCCGCACUCCCUUUCAUCCUGACCCGUAUCCACACAACAAGGUGUGUGAGUGGGUCAUAAACCAACCCGAGGGUUAUGUUGUCACUCUCAACUUCCUGACCUUCGAUGUCGAGGGAAGCAGUACAUGCGCCUUCGAUCAUGUGGAGGUAAGGGACGGUCCCAGCUCUAGCUCGCCUCUGAUUGGUCGAUAUUGUGGAGUUGAGAUGCCCCCGAUGCUGGAGUCCACCCAGAAAUCCAUGUUUAUCCAGUUUAAAACAGAUGCAUCAGUCUCCAAUCACGGUUUCACUGCUGAGUUUGGUUCUGCAGAGCAAGGUUGUGGUGAAACUCUCACAGAACCAACAGGCUCAUUUACCAGUCCAGGACACCCCACUGAAUAUCCUCAUGGAGCAAACUGCACCUGGUACAUCUCUGUUCCACCCGGACACCUCAUCCGUCUGUCAUUCUCCUACUUCAACAUGGAGUUUCACACCAACUGCGCAUACGACUAUGUGGAUGUCUAUGAUAACGGCACAGCACUGACCGGCACUCUUCUGGGCAGGUUCUGUGGGCGAUCAGUUCCUCCUUCUUUAACCAGCACUGAUAGUCUGAUGACUGUUCUGCUGGUCUCUGACUCCAGUCUGUCUGCUGAAGGCUUUUCCGCCGACUAUAUCUCCAUCAAUGCCACCACAGAUUGCAGUAAGGUGUUUAGAACAUCCACCGGGGAGUUGAGCUCGCCAAACUACCCCGAUAAUUACCCUACCAAUCGAGAGUGUGUCUACAGGAUCAUAGUGGAAGUCAACAUGCAGAUCAUGCUCAACUUCACUGAUUUUCAGCUGGAAGGGUUCAGUUCCUGUGGUUUUGAUUAUUUGGAGAUCAGAGAUGGAGGCUAUGAAACGUCACCUCUGAUUGGUCAAUAUUGUGGAACUAACGCUCCACCUAUAAUAGUGUCCCAUAGCAAUCGGCUGUGGAUGAAGUUCAGAUCGGACCACUCGCUCACAUAUAGAGGGUUCCAAGCCCACUGGGACGGCACACAGACAGGCUGCGGUGGGACAUUGACCACAAGCAGUGGAGGUUUCACAUCUCCCAACUACCCUCUUCCCUAUCCUGCCAAUGCCGAAUGCUACUGGCACAUCAAAACCAGUGCAGGAAGCAGAAUCCAGCUCAGCUUCGGAGACUUUCACCUGGAGGACACCGUGGACUGCUACUUCGACUAUUUGAUGGUGUAUGAUGGCAACAAUAGUAAUGCUCAUCAACUGGCUAAACUGUGCGGAAAUCAGAUUCCUGCACCCAUCAGCUCGUCCAGAGAGAACAUGUAUGUGAAACUGCGUACAGACAGCAUCAUCCACACUGGCGGAUUUCUGGCAAACUACCAUUCUACUUGUAAUGGUAUGCUGAUUGCCAAUCGCAGUCGAGGAAUGAUCGAGAGCUUGAACUAUCCCAAUGACUACCCAUCUCAUGCCGACUGCAGCUGGACCAUUCAGGCCUACAUGGGCAACACCAUCAACUACACAUUCAUAGCCUUUGAGGUGGAGCAAUCCGAUGGAUGUGGCUACGACCAUGUAAAGCUGUAUGACGGCCCGAAUGAUCAAGCUAAUCUAAUUGGUACGUUCUGUGGAAAUGUGCCUCCACCAGCCGGCACCACCAGCGGUACCAGCCUCCACAUCGUCUUCCGCUCCGACAUGUCCAUCUCAUACAGAGGCUUUCAGAUGGACUGGUACCAGAAUGGCUGUGGUGGGGAACUCUUCGGCCCUGUUGGUACAUUCAACAGUCCAGGUUAUCCCGGGCAAUACCCUAUGAACCGUGAGUGUGUCUGGCACAUCCAUACCAGCCCUGGUAGUAGCAUCUCCAUCACCAUCCUUGAGUUUGAUGUGGAGUAUCAUCCUGACUGCAACUAUGAUAAGCUGGAGGUGUAUGGAGGGCCUGACCUAUCUGCUCCGCGAUUGGCUCAGCUCUGCACCACACGCCCUCCCAGUAACCCUCUGCAGGUGUCCAGCACAGGUAACGCUGUCACUGUUCGCUUCACAUCUGAUGCAGUUGUCAGUGGCAGAGGCUUCAACGCAACAUGGGUAGAGGUCCCAGGAGGAUGUGGAGGGAGCGUUACAGCCCCCAGCGGAGAGAUCCACUCUCCACAGUAUCCCAGCAACUACCCAGACAAUGCGGACUGUUCUUGGGUCAUCACGGUGGACGCAGGUCAUCGAGUCUUCUUCAACUUCACUGAUCUGGAUAUCGAAAAUCAGUUCUCAUGCAGUUAUGACUAUGUGGCUAUCCAUGAUGGUCCACAUGAGCAUUCUCCACUCCUGGCUCAAGUGUGUGGAACCUCCAGGCCUCCUCCAGUCACGUCCUCAACAAAUGUCAUCUAUGUUUGCUUCAGGUCAGAUCACAGUCUAAACCAUAGAGGCUUCAGUGCUCAGUUCUCAGAAGCAUGUGGAUCCUUUAUAGUGACUGAUGAUGUUGGCGGGGAGAUUGCAUCUCCUCGGUAUCCAUACCCUUACCCACCCAAUCAGGACUGCAGCUGGAUCAUACGGGCGCAGGAGCCAUUCAAUCAUGUGACUUUGUCCUUCACUGACUUUGAGCUUGAGAUGUUGAACAGUAACUGCACUCAUGAUAGCGUGGAGAUCUUGGAUGGAGACAAUGUUCAAGCACCAUCUGUUGGUCGAUACUGUGGGAGUAAUUUGCCACACCCAGUCACUUCAUUGAGCAACGCCAUGGUGGUUAAGUUUGUGUCAGAUCAUGCAGUAGGGAGGAAAGGUUUUCGGGCGACCUACAUGGCCUCAACUUCAGGCUGUGGUGGUCUCCUGAAUAUGGAGUCAGGCGCAUUUAACAGUCCAAACUAUCCUGAUGUAUACCCACCCAAUGUGGAGUGUGUGUGGACCCUCACCAGUUCCCCUGGCAACCGCAUACAGCUUUCUUUCAUAAUGUUUCAGCUUCAACCCAGUUCAGACUGCAGUAAUGACUACCUGGAGAUUCGGGAAGGACACUCCACUGGUGCUCUGGUUGGUCGUUUCUGUGGCGACUCCCUGCCUACCAACUACACCUCUAUUACGGGCCACAUACUUUGGAUUAAGUUUAUUUCAGACUCCUCGAUCAGUGGAGCUGGAUUCAGAGCUGUGUUCUCCCACUUGUAUGGAAAUGAUAUCACCGGCAGUACAGGACUGAUAGCUUCCCCCCUUUAUCCGCGUACCUACCCAAACAAUGCAGACUACCGCUGGACUGUCACUGUGGAUUCAGAUUCACACAUCCAGAUUCAAUUCCUGGACAUCGACAUUGAAGACCUGUUCAAUUGCCUUUAUGACAAGCUCAAGAUAUACGAUGGUCCAAGCACUAACUCGUUCCUUCUGGGAGAGUUCUGUGGCCUGACUCUACCCAACCCAGUAAGAAGUUCAGGCAGCGCUAUAACUCUUGAGUUUCAAUCUGACACUGUGAUUGGAGGGAAAGGCUUCCUCAUUGAGUGGACUGCUGUUCAGGGAUCUGGUCCAUUGCCCACUAUAGAGCCAGGAGCGUGUGGAGGAACACUCGUGACUGGAGACACUCCCCAGUUCUUAUUUUCUCCCGGUUGGCCCGAGCUGUAUCAGCACAAUCUUGAUUGUUCGUGGGUAAUCCGGUCUCCCAGCUCUAUAGUCGAGUUUAAUCUUCUCUCUCUAGACAUGGAGGAUGAGGUGUCAUGUCUUCACGACAGUCUGGACAUCAGGGAUGGUGAAACCAACGCGUCUCCACUGAUUGCUAAGGUUUGUGGGCGGCAACUGCCUGGUUCUCUGCAUUCUACCGGUGAUGCCAUGCUCCUGAGAUUCACCUCCGAUGGCAGUAUUAAUGGCAGGGGUUUCAAUGCAACCUUUUCUAGAGGAUGUGGUGGCUUCCUCCAUACAGACAGAGGCGUUCUAAGUUCUCCUCAGUAUCCACAAAACUACAAGCCCAACCUGAAUUGCAAUUGGCAAGUAAUGGUGACCCCAGGGUUUAGGGUUUCUGUAACUUUCCAAAGUCCCUUUCAAGUACAAGGUUAUGGCAAUCAGUGUAGCACAGGUGACUACCUGGAGUUACGGAAUGGACCUGAUGGCAAUUCACCAACCUUGUCAGGGCGUCUCUGUGGAUCCAACGUUCCAUCCACAUUUCAGACCACAGACAACAGUCUUUAUGCCCACUUUGUUUCUGAUGGCUCCAAUGAGGGAAAUGGCUUCAAACUGUUAUUUGAAGCACACAGUUCAGCUUGUGGUGGUCUUAUCGAGCUUAAUGACGGAGAUCCACCAGGAUACAUCACAUCUCCUGACUAUCCAUCAAAUUACCCCCAAAAUAUUGACUGUGUGUGGAUUAUCACUGUUCCCAAUGGGGAAGCUGUACAACUCGACUUUGAGGGUGAUUUCUACAUCGAACCUCAUUCUGGGUGUUUAUUUGAUUACAUCGAAAUCCGGGAUGGUCCCACAUCAGAUGCUGAUUUGAUUGGCAGACUUUGUGGCAACACCCGCCCAUCUACACAGCAUUCUUCUGGCACCACCAUGUAUUUACGAUUCCGAACUGAUGCUAGUGUCACACAUAUUGGUUUCAAAGCCAAGUACUCCAUUGCUGUAUGUGGUGGUACCUACAUCGGUCAAAAUGGUGUCAUCAGAAGCCCUGGUUUUCCUGGCUCAAAUUAUCCUGACAACUCUAACUGUGAAUGGUACCUAGAAGGUCCUACUGGACACUAUUUAACUCUCACCUACACUGCCUUCGACUUGCAGAGCUCCGCUAAUUGCAACAGUGACUACGUUGAGAUACGUGAAUACAAUGCUUCAGGUCGCCUGUUGGGGAAACACUGUGGAAACAACCUUCCGGCUCCCAUGGAUACUGGAGACAGUUUUGCCUAUGUAAAGUUUGUCAGUGAUGCUAGCGCGAAUGCUGGAGGGUUUAGCUUAUCAUUUGAAGCCAGCAUUGAAGAAUGUGGAGGGGAUCUGAAUGCACCAUUCGGGACCAUAUCAUCUCCCAACUACCCCAACCUCUACCCACACAGCCGAAUUUGUCGCUGGAGUAUCACUGUUCCUCAAGGUCGUAGGGUCACUCUUACAAUCAAUGACUUGAGGCUGGAGGACCAAAGUACCUGCGCAUUUGACUUUGUUGAGAUCCUGAAUGGUCUGACUCCCAGUGCCCCUCGAUUGGAUCGUUUAUGUGGUACAGUCCCUGCUGGAACCCAGGUCAAGUCUUCAGGGAAUACUAUGACAGUCAUUUUCAGCACAGAUUCAUCUGUGUCUAAUGGUGGAUUCACAGCAGACUAUUCAUCAGAGGAGUCAGCAGUUUGUGGUGGGAUUCUCAAUGAACCUGGAAACUUCACCUCACCCGACUUUGGCAAUGGCAACUACAGCAACAACCUGAACUGUGAAUGGCUGAUCCAGAACCCACAUCACACAAAUUCCUCCAUUGUGGUUAUUAUAGAUGAGCUGCAUCUAGAGCACCACCAAACCUGUGAGUGGGACUACUUGGAGUUCAGACUGGGAGAUCACAAUGGAGAGCUCUUGACUCGUUUAUGUGGACAGACUCCUCCAUCAAUCCCCAUAGUGGUGUCCACCCCUAGUCUUUGGGUUCACUUUCUGUCUGAUGAGGCUGUGGGUGACCUCGGCUUCAAGGCAACAUAUUACUUUUCAGAGUGUGGAGGGACACAAAGUGGAGAUGGAGGUGUCAUCUCUAGCCCUGGAUAUCCCAAUGUCUACCCCAGUCCAAGCCGUUGUACAUGGCUUCUUGAAGCUCCAGUGGGCCACACUGUAGUUCUUACAUUUACAUACUUUGAAGUGGAGGAGCACAGCCAGUGCGUCUGGGACUCUGUGACCAUCUUCAAUGGAGCCUCGUCAGGAUCCCCGAUUAUUGGUCAAUACUGUGGCCACAACUCUCCAGGAACAAUCCGAUCAGGCUCUAACAAAUUAGUUGUGGUAUUCCUUGCCGAUCAUACAGUGUCCAAAGGAGGAUUUGCUGCCACCUGGUCAACAGACUCAACAGGAUGUGGAGGAAUUAUCCAUGCUGAUACAGGAACCAUCAAAUCUCCCAAUUAUCCUCAGAAUUUCCCGACCAAUAUCGAAUGUUCUUGGACUAUCAUUGCCCAUGAUGGAAACCAUCUGGAAAUGGGCUUUGCCAGUGACUUCCAGAUCCCAGACUCGAGUGGACAGUGUCAAAACAGUUAUAUCAAGAUGUGGUCUGACAACAUUCAGAAUGACGAGAAUCUCUUGGCCACCGGCUGUGGCACCACAGCCCCUGCUGCGAUCAUUGCACCCAGAAAUGUUAUCACAGCUCGUUUCCAGUCCUCCGAUACACCCGGCAAAGGCUUCUCCGCUGCAUUCUACACUACUUGUGGAGCCAAUUUCACAGCCUCAUCUGGCCGUGUAGUAUCCCCAAACUACCCAGACCACUAUCCAGCAAACUCCAACUGUAAUUACAUCAUCAAUGCUGGAGAACAAUUUGUGGUUGUGCUCACGUUCAGAACUUUCCAGAUAGAGGCACACUCCACAUGUGUCUAUGAUGGUGUGAAGAUCUACAGUGGCACCACCGCCAGUAGUUCACCAUUGGCUACUCUUUGUGGAAAUACAAUCCCAGGGAUCUUCACCACUUUCGGACCAAUGCUCAUCAACUUCUACUCUGAUUCCAUCAUCCAUGACAAUGGCUUCCUGGCAGAAUACACCACCAUACCAUGUGGUGGCGUGUUUAAUGGUACAGCUGGGACAAUCGGCAGUCCAUCUCAUUCCAUCUCCAACUACCACCACAACAUCAACUGCACAUACCACAUAUAUGUCCGCAACAACCGGGUCAUCAAUCUCAAGUUCAACUCUUUUAAUCUGGAAGCCUCCUCGACGUGUAACUUUGACUAUGUGGCGGUGUAUGAUGGAGAAAGCACUCUUGCUCCACUGAUGGGGAAGUUCUGUGGACACGAACUGCCACCCAACCUCAGGUCCUCCACCAAUCACAUGUUCCUGCAGUUUGUUACUGACUCGUCAGUUGCGGCGGAGGGUUGGAGAGCAACCUACAGUGAGACUUUAGGUCCUCAGCAGGGCUGUGGAGGUUUCCUGUCUUCCCCGUCAGGAAUGUUUGGUUCUCCUGAUAUUGACAUGAAUGGUCAGUAUGAGCCGCAUAUGGACUGUAUGUGGACCAUCGCUGUGGAGGUCAAUAAAGCCAUCAACCUCACAUUCAUAUCCUUUGAGCUUGAAGGGUCCACCGGAACCCUCUGCAGAUACGAUCAUGUCACGAUCUAUGAUGGUGACAGUGCUAAUUUUCCACUGGUCGGCACGUUCUGUGGAGAUGUGAUUCCUGCGCCCUUCAUCUCGGCCAGUAACUUCCUGACUGUUCACUUUAUCUCGGAUGGCACAGUUUCCCGCCGCGGCUUCAAUGCCACCUACAGCACAGUGAACAGUCUUUGUGGAGGAGCUUUCAAUGCCACAGCAACAUCUCAGACCAUCACAUCUCCAUUAUAUCCCAAUGCCUACCCGCCGUUCACCUCCUGCCGCUGGGUGCUGGAUGCUCCGUCUCAGGAGGGGGUGAAAGUGUCUGUACAGCAGUUCCACCUGGACACCAGCCAGAGCUGCACCAGCAACUUCCUGGAGUUUAAGGACUUCCCUGUGGGAGAUUACGGACAGGCUCAUAAAUUUUGCAGCGCAGAUUCACAUGUGCCAGAUUUCUACAGUUAUGGACGCACCAUGCACAUCACCUUCAAAUCUGAGGCCUUCAUGACUGGAAACGGGUUCAGUCUGAGCUAUCAGGUGGCGGGUUGUAGCCGGGUCUAUGAGCAGGAAUAUGGUUACCUGAAAAGCCCAGGCUGGCCUGAUCUGUAUCCUCAUAAUCUGGAGUGCAGUAUCGUCCUGCAGGCGCCUCAAAACAGCUUCAUCUCUCUCUUCUUUACCAGUUUUGAUGUAGAGACUCAUCCUUCCUGCAACUUUGACUAUCUUGAGGUCAGAAACGGCAGCACCGCCACAUCUCCUCUAUUAGGAAAGCAUUGUGGAAACACACUUCCCAAUCCCGUCUUCCCAGGAAGCAACGAGCUCUUCAUAUUCUUCAAGAGUGACUUUACUACCACUCGUAAUGGCUUCGAGAUCACCUGGACUUCCUCACCACAGGGUUGUGGUGGUGUGUUAUAUGGAGACCACGGCUCCUUCACCAGUCCAAACUACCCUGGUACUUACGCCAACGGUAGUUCCUGUGAGUGGUCAAUCAGGGCUCCUAGUGGCCGAGUAGUGACCGUCACGUUUAAUCAGAUCAGCAUUGAUGACCCAGGAGACUGUCAGAACAAUUAUCUGAAGCUGUUCGAUGGACCAGAUGCCAAUUCACCUGCUGUCGGGCCGUACUGUGGAUUGGAGACAAAUAUCGCUCCUUUCAGAGCUUCUUCAAACCUCGUAUUUGUGAAAUUCUCGGCUCAGUCUGCUGUUCUUCCAUCAGGAUUCAGACUCACCUGGAGCAGCUGAGAAGAAAUUAUUUUAAAUAUUAAUAAUAUUCACACACACACACACACACACACAAACACACUUGGCGAUCAUGUAAACAGUCUCAUUAAGUGGCAAAUCAAACAUAAUGUACAAAUCAUCCAUCAUCUGUAGAUAAUUGUUUAAAGAAUGAAUUCAUGUAUGUAUUUUAAUGUCUUUUAUUUGAAAAUAAAGAUGUUUGAUGUAGUACUU
This is a messenger RNA of Danio rerio (zebrafish), 11219 nucleotides long. NCBI's taxonomy places the organism in Eukaryota, Metazoa, Chordata, Actinopteri, Cypriniformes, Danionidae. The record is from RefSeq and is a predicted model, not a curated record.